Messenger RNA from Kwoniella mangroviensis CBS 8507, 1296 nucleotides. RefSeq lists its product as uncharacterized. Gene Ontology annotation, biological process: biosynthetic process; amino acid metabolic process. The transcript has 9 exons. Bases 1 to 1296 code for a protein of 431 amino acids. Gene Ontology annotation, molecular function: pyridoxal phosphate binding; transaminase activity. The record is from RefSeq and is a predicted model, not a curated record. Lineage: Eukaryota; Fungi; Basidiomycota; Tremellomycetes; Tremellales; Cryptococcaceae.
AUGUUAUCGAAGAGAGCAAGUAAGAGGUUGGAAGGCUUCAAAUCAAGUCCAUUUCCGGCACCCAAAGGGGCAUAUUACGAUCCGAAAUUACAUCCAGAUGGAACUAUAAAUCUGUCUACAGCUGAAAAUUCACUGUUGAGCGAAGAUGUAAUUCCCGUAUUGCAAAAUGGGAAAAUCAAUGUUCAACAUGUAAAAUAUCGUGCUACCCUCAUACGAUCAUCUGUACCUCAGUUGGAAGAUCUCUUACCUGAUUAUAUCAAUUUAAGAAAUCCCUUGGUCAAAGUUACAAGACAGAAUAGUGUUACCGGACCUGGAGUAGGAGCUUUACUGGCUAGUUUAAUUUGGAAUUUAUGUGAUCCCGGACAAGGUGUUUUGCUAUCUACUCCAUUCUAUCAUGACUAUACGAGAGAUAUCGAAUAUCCCGCUCUGGCCAGAAUGGUCUUGUCCCAUAUUCCCUCCGAGGUCGAUUCGAUCUCACCAGAUGUCAUCCCAUACAUGGAAGAAACCAUUAGAUCCUCAUCGAAAGAAGGGACAGAGGUGAAAUGUGUUAUACUUUGUAACCCGCAUAAUCCAAUACCUAAAUGUUAUUCAGUAGAAGCCAUCAAAGGUUAUAUAUCUUUAGUGAAAAAGCGUAAUAUACACCUGAUAGUCGAUGAAAUAUUCGCAUAUACAGUAUUCCCCUCGACUGACACACCUUCCCCUCAAGACUUCGUUAGUAUCUUAUCCUUACCUGAAUAUCGCUCUCCCGACGUUAUCGAUAAAAUCCAUGUUUUGGGAGGACCAACAAAAGAUUUGGGGUGUUCAGGUGCAAAAGCCGCUUUAUUGAUUAGUGAGAAUACCCAACUGAGAGAACAAGUAAGGAGAAGCAUGAUGGCUAGUCCCAUUAGCGGAUUAACGGAUGCCGCCCUCAGCGAAUUGUUGAGUGAUAAACGUAGAUUAUUGGGUUUAUUGGAAAGGAAUAGGUCGGAGAUUGGGAAGAAUAUGGAUUUGUGUGCGAAAUGGUGCAAGUUCCAUAAUUUACCGUACAUCGGUGCAAAUGCUGGAGUUUAUUUCAUAUUGGACUUAUCGCCUAUAGCCCUCAAAUUCAAGUAUGACCCUAAAGAGAUUCAAGCUAUCACAAUCUUGAUGAACAAGAUGAUUGAUAAUGGCGUUCAUAUCAACCCACUCGCCCUAGAUGCGGAUCCACUACCUUGUAGAUUCAGGUUCAUUUUCACUCAGAAGCGAGAGAUCUUACAGCUUGCUCUGCGUCGUCUUGAAAAGGCAUUUGAAUUGGAUCAUUUCGAUGGUUUCAAUUGA